Molecule: messenger RNA, 540 nt
Organism: Sclerotinia borealis F-4128
Lineage: Eukaryota; Fungi; Ascomycota; Leotiomycetes; Helotiales; Sclerotiniaceae
Source: the annotation of a GenBank genome assembly
AUGUUUUCACGACCUGCUGUUAAAGCUUCACGGCUCUACUGCCGCUGCUAUGCAAGCGUUGCCAAGACCUCUCCGCCUAUGCUCUCGAAGAUCAGGGCUGAUAUAAAGACUGCCAUGGUAAAUAAAGAUACCACUCGACGUGAUAUCCUUCGAUCGCUCCUCAACGACACACUCAUGACCUUAAAAUCAAACUCACCUAUUACUACCGAUGUGCAAAUGUUAGCCCUCAUCCGCAAAUCUACAACUGCAAGCCGAGGAGCGAGAGACCAAUUCAAAGCGGCAGGUAGAGAAGAUCUAGUUGGAAGGGAAGAAGAACAAUUGAAAGUCUUGGAUGAAUAUGCUAGUGGUGUGGAGAUGGUUGGCGAGGAUGAGAUCAGAAAUACAGUCAAGGAACUUGUGAAUAGCAUGAAGGACGAGAAUGAAGAGAUACAGAUGGGAAACGUACUGAAAAGAGUAUUUGCACCCGAAGUACUGGGAGAAAAGAAUGUAGAGAGGGGAGAGGUCGCGAAAAUAGUGAAGGAAGUUAUGGCCGAAAAAUAA